GAUGGAAUUAUUUAAACUGCUUUGUUAUUACAAUGAAGAAAAUAUUCCUCUGGAUGAAAUUGAAUGGGCUGCUACAAGAAUUUAUUUUGCAGAAGAGGAAAUAAGAAAUACUGAAUGGAAAGGGUUAAAGGGAGACAUUCCUUGUUUGGCUGAACAACUCUUUAAUAAAUUACCGAAAACGGAAGAAACUUAUUCCUAUUUAAUUUGUGGAUUGUGCAAAUUUCCGACUAUUUAUUCUCUUACACAAGCUAAAAUUCUUUAUAAGGUUUUUUAA
Molecule: messenger RNA, 274 nt
Organism: Meloidogyne enterolobii
Lineage: Eukaryota; Metazoa; Nematoda; Chromadorea; Rhabditida; Meloidogynidae
Source: the annotation of a GenBank genome assembly